AGUCGGGGAGUGAAACUUCUAAAAUAACCCACGCCGAAGAGGAAUGGAAAUGCAAUGGAAAUGUUGGAAAAGUCAAGGGAAAAGUCGCAGACAAGUGAUGUGUGUUUUUGAAAACACCAGUCAAGCCGGCCUUGGUCAAGUCAUUAGCUUCAGACCGUCUGGAUAAUUUACUUUGACGUGUUUUGCGGUUUCUUAGCAUCAUAUUCCGAAGUUUUCAUCCUACCGGCUAUUGUGAGCAGUGCAACAAGAGAAGGAACGCUUCAAAGAUAACGGUUCUUUUUGUCAGAUGCGAUGAAUCUGUGGUGCAGAGCCGUUUAUCACGGAGGGCAGUAAAAGUGGGAUUAUUGUCUGGAAGUGUCAAAAAUGCAGGAGCAUUUUCAUGACUGAUCGCCUAACGCUUAUCAGCAACUUCUAGCAGAACAGCGCUGUAAAGCAUUAGGGGUGUGUUCCAUUCAAAUGAGGUUGAAACAAGCCAGGGUAAUGCUUAUACCCAUUUUGACGCAAGCUGAUUAGUAAAAGUGCGGUAUCAUGGAGCAUUCUUAUUUUUCGGCUCUUGUUACUGAUACAAAUGCUAAAAAGGAAGACCAAGAUGACCCUUAUUCUAAAACAGGAGCAUUUCAACACCUUCAGAAACGCUGGGAAAGCAAGGUUGAGACAAGAGGCGCAUUGGCUGAAACAUUUCGGUGCAAGGACGACAAUGUACAUCCCAACCAAGAUCUCAACGAACAGGAGAGUGACUUAUUUCUGGGAGAGUAUGUCACAGACGAUACUAUCAAAUACUUCCCGGAGAGUUCGUUCCGCCCGAAGCUUCAGAUGGCCUACCAAGUACCUCCGGGCUCGUGUCCGAGGCGGGUGGCCGUCGAGAGGCGCCGCCGUCAGUUCCUCUCACAGGACAUCGGCCAGCUUCUGCAGGAGGCUGGCGUCGACACCGACCUGCUCACCCCGGACUUGAACUCGCCGACUGAUCCGUGCGCCGAGCGGCCACCGCCGCCCCGCAUCCUGCCAACUGUGACUCCUCUGGAGGAGGUGAUGGCUGGGAUGCUUGCUGAUGGUGGAGUGGAAGAAGAAGAAGACAUGUACAUAUCAGACGAGGAAGAAGAGGAAGAGGAAGAGUACUACAGUGGUGAAGAGCUGCCCGAGUUCGGAAGCGACGAGGAAGAUGAAUCCAACGUUGGCAGUGUGAAGCGACAGUCCAUGUAUGUUCCCAGACGAGGUAGUCGAAGGAAGUCGCAUAGGAAGUCCGUCAAACCACCGACCGGAGCCGAAAAAGAAAAGGAGGAAGAAGAAGAAGGGGCUGGUGUCGCCGACGAAAGGGAAGGUUCAGCCAAGAGCAAGAGCUCCGACAGCAAGGAAGGUUCAGUUAAGAGCAAAAGUGAUAGUAAAGGUAGUUCUGGUGGAAGCAAGCGAUCAAGCAAAGAAGGCUCAAGUCAGAGUGGUAGCAAACAAGGCUCCGCGAAGAGCUCUGGUUCUAGCAGAGAUGGGUCUGCGAAGGAGAAGAUCAAGGACAGUAAGACAGCGAGCCGUGAGGGCUCCGCAAAAAGCAAGCAUUCCAGUUCAUCAGGAUCAGCAAAAAGCAAGCAUUCUGGAUCAGGAGGUUCUGCUAAAAGUAAAGGGAGUAAGAGUUCUGGCGAGGGAUCAAGUGGUCGAGGAUCUGCAGACAAGGAAGCACUGGCCUCAGACGAAACUGGUGAGAAAGAAGGAAAGGGUCGCACCAGGGGAAAGUCUAUUCUGAAGAAGAGAAAAGAGUCGCAUGGCUCCUCCCUCAUCCGUAGAGCCCCAACUCCGAAACGAUUCUCGGUUGGCAAGAAUUUGGCCAUCGAGGUGUACACGAUGACCAGGGACGAUCCACUGCGCAAGUCACUUGCUGUUGAGGAGCUCGGCAAGGAACAUCCAAAACCUCCAUCGGCCGGUCCCGAAGAGCAGUCCGAGAGAGCCGAGCUAAGUCCGGCCCUCGAUGAAGGCGUUGUAGAAAACUUAAGCGACAUCAGUGAAAGCGAUAUCGACAGCCUGGAGGAGUUUCUUGGACUACGACGCAUGCAGGCGCUAGACCUGGAGCCGGACGCGAACGCUCGUACGGCACGCACACUGCCUCUGCACUGGUUCGACGACACCUCCUUCGACGACAGGCUGCCAGAGGAGUGGCUGACCAUCGCUGUCGAGAACGGCUUCCAGCACCCAGUGCCGGUCAUGGCGUUCCUGCCGAAGGAGAAACAGUCGCGUCGGCUCUCUAUGGUCGUCGACCCGCUGUCCAAGGCGCUGACGGCUCGACACAUCAUCUUCACCCUAUCGUCGGGACCGCACGUCUGGACGCCGGCGGCAGUCAUCGGCUACCACCCGGCGCGAGCCCUCUACAUGCUGAGGCGCAUCGACGUCCGCGAGUACUUCCUGUUGCCGCGCAUCUAUGUCAUGUUCUGCGCGGAGGACCCGGCCAGGUUCUGUGAGCGCGUCCAGGCCGCUGUCCGUCUGCGUCAGAUCAUGCAGGACCUGCUGCGGUAUCACCUCUACGUGGACUGCAUGCCCACCUCCUUCCUUGGUCAGCUCAACAUCGAACAGGUGGGUAGAAUAUCUCAUGAUCGCUGCGUCGUGCGAUGCUAAAAAGGGGCGCUUUACCACUGUUUAGCUGUUUCUAUGAAGUUGGAAAUACAUGUGAUUAAGUCACCUAUUAGAA
Molecule: messenger RNA, 2668 nt
Organism: Amphibalanus amphitrite
Lineage: Eukaryota; Metazoa; Arthropoda; Thecostraca; Balanomorpha; Balanidae
Exons: 4
Coding region: 529-2595 (688 amino acids)
Source: RefSeq, a predicted model, not a curated record